Manihot esculenta (cassava) is the source of this 1037-nucleotide messenger RNA. RefSeq names its product ras-related protein Rab11D. Gene Ontology annotation, molecular function: GTP binding; GTPase activity. The transcript has 2 exons. Gene Ontology annotation, cellular component: endosome. Lineage: Eukaryota; Viridiplantae; Streptophyta; Magnoliopsida; Malpighiales; Euphorbiaceae. Bases 186 to 863 code for a protein of 225 amino acids. The record is from RefSeq and is a predicted model, not a curated record.
UGGCUUGGUGUCUGUUUCAGUCAAUCUCUUCUUCCACAGAGAAGACUAUUAAAGAGUGAGCGAGAUCUCUGUCGCCUUCUCUUUCGCUUUGAUUAAUCGAUCUCGUUGCUCUUGUUGCUCAGAGAUAAGAGAGAGUGAGAAAUUGAGCUUUCUGGUUCUUUUGAGCAAGAGGUUUGAGAGUGUUAAUGGCGACUGGAGGAGGGUACGGAGAUCCAAGCCAGAAGAUAGAUUACGUCUUCAAGGUUGUGCUGAUUGGAGAUUCCGCGGUGGGGAAAUCGCAAAUACUUGCUCGAUUUGCUAGGAAUGAGUUCAGUUUAGACUCUAAGGCUACUAUCGGAGUCGAGUUCCAGACUAGGACCUUGGUAAUCCAGCACAAAAGCGUGAAGGCCCAGAUCUGGGAUACUGCUGGCCAAGAACGAUAUAGAGCAGUCACAAGUGCAUACUAUAGGGGUGCUGUUGGAGCCAUGCUUGUGUAUGACAUAACCAAACGUCAAACCUUCGAUCACAUUCCCCGCUGGCUGGAAGAGCUUCGUAGCCACGCUGACAAAAACAUUGUCAUAAUUCUGAUUGGGAACAAAUGUGACCUUGAGAACCAAAGGGUUGUCCCAACUGAAGAUGCUAAGGAAUUUGCCGAGAAGGAAGGACUAUUCUUUUUAGAGACCUCUGCAUUGGAAUCAACUAAUGUUGAAAGUGCCUUCUUGACUGUGUUGACAGAGAUCUUUAACAUUGUAAACAAGAAAACUCUAACUGGUGGUGAAAAUCAAACAAAUGGGAACCCUGCAUCCUUGGCAGGCAAGAAAAUUAUCAUUCCAGGCCCUGGACAAGAAAUUCCAGCAAAAAACAAGUGUUGUAGCUCAUUGUAAUUUGAUCAGACACAGGUUUCACAAUGUGGGUUUUCUGUUUUAUGCUUCUUAUAGUAGCAAUUUUUGAAAGGUGUGAUGUGCUUUGUAGUAAAAUUUUCAUUGCUGUAGUUUAGCUUGAAUGAGCAGCUGAUUAAUUAAAUGUAUGAAAUUGAGCUGAAUUCUAUGUUCUCUUUU